AUGUCUCAAGAUACAUUCUCUACUCCUAAACAAAAAAGUGAGUCUUCUGAACUAAAUAAUCAUCUUGCUAGAGAUCAGGAAGAUGAAGACCUACGGGCCAAACGAAGAAGACGGCGUACUACGGACGCUGAGACAUCUAUUUUGGAGCAAUAUUUUUUGAAAACGCCUAAGCCAAACCUUUUGGAAAGACAAGAACUCAGCAAAAAACUAAACUCUAGCAUGUCCCCACGAGAAUUGCAAAUUUGGUUUCAAAACAAACGUCAAUCACUGCGUAAAAACAAUAGCUUACACCGUGCACGUUCAGAAAUUGAGCUAGAAGGUGUAACUCCAAGGAGACAAUCUAUGAUAACUCUUUGUGAAAGUCAAAAUGGUGAAGCUGAACUAUUCUUUCUAAAGAAAACUGUCGAUAAUAACCUCAACUUGGAAAACAAAUCAGCAAAACAAACUAGAAAAACCGACACGUCAGAAAACAUCGGAAAACUUCUCUCUAGCAAAGUUAAUCAACCUCCUUCACCGAAAGAAGAUAAUAAUUCGUCCCAUAGGGAAUUGGAAGAAUGCGCCAAAAGUUUAAUUGAAUUACAACAAAGAAAUAAUCAUGCUCAGCAUCAAUGA
Molecule: messenger RNA, 612 nt
Organism: Schizosaccharomyces osmophilus
Lineage: Eukaryota; Fungi; Ascomycota; Schizosaccharomycetes; Schizosaccharomycetales; Schizosaccharomycetaceae
Gene: yox1
Product: MBF complex corepressor Yox1
Exons: 1
Coding region: 1-612 (203 amino acids)
Biological process (GO): cell differentiation; regulation of transcription by RNA polymerase II
Molecular function (GO): RNA polymerase II cis-regulatory region sequence-specific DNA binding
Source: RefSeq, a predicted model, not a curated record